AUGUAUGAUCAUGAGUGUCAGGACCAGAGGGGCCAACAGGACUCAUUUGGACAAAUAAGGGUGACAUAUUCAAAGGAUGAGUUUAAAUCAUUUUUCAAUAGUCUCAAUGCCUAUGGUGGAGGCGACUGCCCAGAAUUGGCAAUGAAUGGACUCAAAGUGGCUUUAGAGUAUUCCCCACCCAGAUCUUUCAUUCUAGUGCUCACAGAUGCAUCUGCUAAAGAUUACAAUGAUAUUCCCCUUCUGAACAGCAUACGUUCACUUAUAAAUACCAAACAGUCACAGGUUGUCUUUUUGAUUACAGGGCUUUGCUCCAGUUCAAAUGACCCAGACUUCCUUAUUUACAGGGAUAUUGCUUCUAUGAGUUCUGGACAUGUCUUUCAAGUUGGCCUCUCAGAUCUGGGCAAGGUAUUUAAUUAUCUGGACUUCACGCUAUCAAGACCCGCUAACAGUAGAGAAAAACUUUUCUACAAAUACUACAAUGCCAGUCAUUCCGAUAACUUUUCGGUAUCAGCUAACUACACUUCCUUACUGGUGAUCACUGAUGGCCCAAUUAUCUCAAUAAGAAUUGUCGGACCUGACUUUUUCAACACGUCAUUGACGGGGAACUGCUCAGACUGUCACCCUAACGCUACAUGUGAAGUGUAUCUUGGCCGCUUACAAUGUACCUGUAAGGAUGGAUUCAUUGGAGAUGGCUUCUCAUGCUCAGAUGUUGAUGAAUGUGCCUAUUCCUGGUUAAACAGCUGUUCUUAUGGAUAUUGUGUAAAUACUAUUGGCUCCUAUGACUGCUUGUGUCCUGUUGGUUACACAAAAGGAGCAGGACGCACAUGUGUUGACAUUAAUGAGUGUUCCAGCCCAGACCUGAAUAAAUGCCAUCCAUUAGCAGUUUGUGUUAAUUAUGUAGGAACCUACACAUGUCAGUGUCCACCUGGAGUCACUGGCAAUGGAUUUUAUUGUGGAAUUGAUCAAUGUGCCAGAGGUGUGUGUGGAAGCAGUAUGGAGUGCUCGAUGACUAGCAGUUCAUACUCUUGCUCUGAUCCAUGUGUCAACCACACAGUACUUAAUGAACCCUGGAGAAGCACCGCCAAUGCACAAUAUGUAAACAUCCUAUGUGACUAUGACAAAAUGGGCUGGUAUCGUUUCGUUGGAAGUGGAGGAAUACGCAUGCCAGAAUCCUGUGUUCCAGAACUGAGGUGUAGCACCCAUGCACCUAUGUGGUUAAAUGGAUCACAUCCCGCUCCAACUGAUGGUAUUGUCACGCGCACAGCCUGUGCCCAUUGGACUGGAGAUUGUUGCCGGUGGUCAUCAACUAUACAGAUUAAGGCUUGUCCUGGUGGAUACCAUGUCUAUAAGCUGAAUAGAACACCAGGCUGCUACUUAACAUAUUGCACAGUUCCCUUAAUGAAGCUUGCUCGUGCACUGAUGAUGAGGAAUGCAGAUUUGUGUCUGGAUCGUAUGGGUGUUACUGCAAGGGAAAUAGGACUAUAUCCGCAGUGUCCAAAUGACUGUGAGCUACAAGUUGGAAUAGAUUUGUCAAUAUGCAAGUUUGGUAAAAGUGGGGCUAGUUUUGGGGGUAUUGAUGUGGUCGGCAGCAACUACAUUAGUGUGGAGCUAGCUGGUGCAAGUGGAGUACCUGUGGGUACAACUGCAAAGGAAUCUCUUUAA
Xenopus tropicalis (tropical clawed frog) is the source of this 1662-nucleotide messenger RNA. RefSeq names its product uromodulin-like. The coding region runs from base 1 to 1662 and encodes 553 amino acids. NCBI's taxonomy places the organism in Eukaryota, Metazoa, Chordata, Amphibia, Anura, Pipidae. Gene Ontology annotation, cellular component: extracellular region. The transcript has 8 exons. The record is from RefSeq and is a predicted model, not a curated record. Gene Ontology annotation, molecular function: calcium ion binding.